CGCGCUCGGCGCUUCCCGCAGCCCCGGGGGCCGCGUCACCGCCCGCCGCCCCCCUCCCCGGCGGCAAGCCCGGCCCGAGCCAUGCUGCUCCUGGCGGCCGCCUUCAUCGUGGCCGUCGUCCUUCUCCUCUACAUGGUGUCGCCGCUCAUCAGCCCCAAGCCGCUCAAGCUGCCCGGCGCACACGUCGUGGUAACUGGAGGCUCCAGUGGAAUUGGAAAAUGUAUUGCUAUUGAAUGUUAUAAGCAAGGUGCUUUCAUAACACUGAUCGCAAGAGAUGAGAACAAGCUGUUACAGACAAAGAAGGAAAUAGAAAAGUACUCUGUUAAUGACAAGCAGGUUGUGCUAUGUAUUUCUGUUGAUGUAUCUAAAGACUAUGAACAGGUGGAGAAUGUUCUAAAACAGGCUCAGGAGAAGCUGGGGCCAGUUGACCUGCUUGUAAACUGUGCGGGAACAUCAGUUACAGGAAAAUUUGAAGAUAUUGAAGUGAAUUCUUUUGAAAGAUUAAUGGCAGUCAAUUAUCUAGGUAGUGUUUACCCGAGUCGUGCAGUAAUCUCUACCAUGAAAGAGCGGCGGAUGGGGAGGAUUGUGUUUGUGUCAUCUCAGGCUGGGCAAUUAGGCCUUUUUGGUUAUACAGCCUAUUCUCCAACCAAGUUUGCUCUUCGAGGAUUGGCUGAAGCCCUGCAAAUGGAGGUCAAACCUUAUAAUAUCUACAUAACCGUGGCCUAUCCUCCAGAUACUGACACGCCGGGCUUUGCAGAAGAAAGUAAAACAAAGCCCUUAGAGACAAAGCUCAUUUCUGAAACCUCAUCCGUUUGCCAAGCAGAACAAGUUGCCAGAGUUAUAGUCAAAGAUGCCAUACAAGGGAACUUUAACAGCUGUGUUGGAUCAGAUGGUUACAUGUUAUCAAUAUUGACAAGUGGAAUGUCACCAGUCACUUCUAUCACUGAAGGUCUUCAACAGGUUGUUUGCAUGGGCAUUUUUCGCAUCAUUGGCCUCUUUUACCUAGGAAGCUUUGACAGCAUAGUUCGACGCUGCAUGAUGCAGAGAGAGAAAUCUGAAAGUACAGAUAAGACUGAAUAAUCUUUAACUGAAUUGAAAGAAGAAUGUCAAACAGUCCUGGACAGCUUGCUGCUCAAGUGGGACUCAGCUUCUCUGUUGAAGGAUAUAGACUGAAGGUACUUGGUUAUGUGGUAGAUGAGUCCUCUCAAAAGCAAUGAAAGAAAACGGAAGUUUAACUCCAGAAAAUGCCAAGCUAUGCAAAAGAGUGAUUGAGGAUUAGAUUUAUUUUUUUCCUUUGGUGAUUUGAGCUGGAGAGAAUUUGGGAACAUGUAAGUCAUCUGUAGGAUAGAACUUAAGAAUGGACCAUGUGUGGUAAUUCUGGACAAAUGCUUAAGUUUUCUCACUUUGGUGCUUAUGUGGGAAAAAAAAAAAA
This is a messenger RNA of Phasianus colchicus (ring-necked pheasant), 1432 nucleotides long. RefSeq names its product 3-ketodihydrosphingosine reductase (gene KDSR). Gene Ontology annotation, biological process: sphingolipid biosynthetic process. Gene Ontology annotation, cellular component: endoplasmic reticulum membrane. Gene Ontology annotation, molecular function: 3-dehydrosphinganine reductase activity. The record is from RefSeq and is a predicted model, not a curated record. NCBI's taxonomy places the organism in Eukaryota, Metazoa, Chordata, Aves, Galliformes, Phasianidae.